AUGGCGCACACAUUCCUACCGCUCGCCUACGCUUUGCUGCUCUCCGCGACCGCGCUCGCUGCCCCGGCGGUGAGCGUGUCGUCGGACGCCAGUACUGCCACCGCAGCGGCCGCCGCACCCGCGGAGACCGUACCGCUCGCGAGUGACAACGCGAACGGUAUCCUCUGGCUCCCCGACACCAACAUCAUCCCACAGGCUAUGCGCGGCCCACUCGGCGCCAAUAUCCUCGGCCCCCAGAACAUCCCCAUCGAUCGUCAGAACGCCGACCUCUUGGCCCCUCCGACGACCGACGCUGGUAACGUUCAAAACGCCAAGUGGCCGUUCAGUCUGAGCCACAACCGCCUGCAAACCGGCGGGUGGGCGCGGCAACAGAACCAGGACGUCAUGCCUAUCGCUACAUCCAUGGCGGGUGUGAACAUGCGUCUUGAAGCAGGAGCCGUCCGGGAACUGCAUUGGCACAAGACCGCUGAGUGGGCAUACAUGAUUAGUGGCUCUGCACAAAUUACUGCCGUCGAUGCCGAUGGUAAAAACUUCAUCGGCAAUGUUCGUCAAGGGGACCUAUGGUACUUCCCUCCUGGGAUUCCCCACAGCAUCCAAGCACUCAACGACUCGGCGGCCGGCACCGAGUUCUUGCUGGUGUUCGACGACGGCGCCUUCAGCGAGGACUCCACGUUCUUGCUCACCGACUGGCUGGCACACGUUCCCAAGGAAGUCAUUGCCAAGAACUUCCAGACGAGCAUAUCUGCCUUCGAUCACAUCCCCGCCCAGCAGCUCUACAUAUUCCCAAGUACCCCUCCGCCCGACAACAACCAGGUACCCAAGAGCCCGCAGGGGACGAUCCCGAACCCCUUCACGUUCUCCCUGUCCCAAGUCAAGGCAACAGAGCUUUCCGGGGGGACGGUCAAGAUCGUCGAUUCAUCGACCUUCACGGCCGCCACUGCGAUCUCCGCGUCUGAGAUCACUGUCGAGCCCGGAGCGAUGAGGGAACUCCAUUGGCAUCCCACCCAAGACGAGUGGACUUUCUUUAUUAGCGGACAAGGUCGGGUCACCCUCUUUGCGUCGAGCGGCAACUCGCGGACUUUCGACUACGAGGCCGGUGAUGUUGGCUUCGUCCCAGCAUCCUUCGGUCACUUUGUGGAGAACACGGGGAACACGACGCUGCAUUUCCUUGAGAUCUUCAACUCAGGCCGCGUGCAAGAUAUCAGCCUCAGCCAGUGGCUGGCCUUGACACCGCCGGACCUGGUGAAAGCUCAUCUGCAGAUCUCCGACGAGACUAUCAGCCACCUGAGCAAGACCAAGCCGAUUGUUGUCGGCCCACAGUAA
Molecule: messenger RNA, 1323 nt
Organism: Trametes versicolor FP-101664 SS1
Lineage: Eukaryota; Fungi; Basidiomycota; Agaricomycetes; Polyporales; Polyporaceae
Product: oxalate decarboxylase
Exons: 18
Coding region: 1-1323 (440 amino acids)
Biological process (GO): oxalate metabolic process
Source: RefSeq, a predicted model, not a curated record